AUGUCCGUCACCAACCCACCCAAGAUAUUAUUCUUCGACACCUUCGGCACAGUAGUCGAAUGGCGUACAUGCGUCACAAAGGAGCUGAGUACAGCCGCCUUGCAUGCCGCGCAACGCAAGGACCUCCCAGCUGAGCUGCGGGCGCGGAUCACCACCAUGACUUUCCAUGACUGGCUGGCCAUUGCCGAAGAGUGGCGUCGAUCAUAUGGCACCUUCACUACCACGACUACAUUCGACUCAUCAUCUGAGUUCGUAUCCGUGGACCAGCACCACUUCCGUGCGAUCACGGACCUCCUCCAGAAACACGGGCUGGGAGGCUUGUUCAGCGACGAGGAGCGGUGGGAACUUUCUUUCAGUUGGCACCGUCUUAGUCCGUGGCCGGAUAGUGUGAGGGGGCUGGAGAUGCUGAACGGACGAUUUGAGACGUCGACUUUAUCGAAUGGGAAUCACGAUCUGUUGCGGGAUUUGAAGAGCUAUGGUUCUUUGCCGUUCAGGCAUUUGACUAGCGCUGAGGAUUUCAGUGCGUAUAAGCCGUCGCCAUUGGUUUAUAAGGGUGCGGCGAGAAAACUUGGCUUUGAACCUGGUCAAUGUGCUAUGGUUGCUGCUCAUUUGAAGGACUUGAAGGGGGCCAAGGACUGCGGGUUCCAGACUAUCUUUGUUGAGCGUUACCUGGAAGAAGCUUGGUCUCCUGUUGACGUUGCCAAGGCCAAGGCAGAUGGAUGGGUUGAUAUGUGGAUUGACGUUGACUCGGGUGGUUUCGUGGAGGUUGCCAAACGAUUUGGUAUUGAAGGACAAUGA
Messenger RNA from Penicillium olsonii, 798 nucleotides. The record is from the annotation of a GenBank genome assembly. Lineage: Eukaryota; Fungi; Ascomycota; Eurotiomycetes; Eurotiales; Aspergillaceae.